This is a messenger RNA of Lytechinus variegatus (green sea urchin), 2245 nucleotides long. RefSeq names its product fatty acid hydroxylase domain-containing protein 2-like. The record is from RefSeq and is a predicted model, not a curated record. The coding region runs from base 64 to 1092 and encodes 342 amino acids. Gene Ontology annotation, molecular function: C-4 methylsterol oxidase activity; iron ion binding. Gene Ontology annotation, biological process: sterol biosynthetic process. The transcript is spliced from 6 exons. NCBI's taxonomy places the organism in Eukaryota, Metazoa, Echinodermata, Echinoidea, Temnopleuroida, Toxopneustidae.
AAACUGGUAACAAAACUUUCUAUUUUUCAGGGAUUGUCUGUAAAUACGAGCACAAAGUGAGUCAUGGGAAAUCGCAACAAGGAGAAUCGUGUUUAUUCGGAAAGAAACAAAGGAUGUGCAGAUGAGAACGGCAAAUUGAAGUCACUAUCUAAUGACCAAGCCAGUCUGAGUACCGCCAUCAUGUCCAUCCUUGGUGUAAUGUUUGCAAUAUUCUGUGUUGCAUUCCGAUCCACUCUUCUUCAUCAUGGUCAAUCAUUGUGGUUUGCAUCCGGGAACUUCAUAGCCAGGCAGUGGGGAGUCUUCUAUGACUAUUUUGAUGGAAAUCUGGCUAAAAUGGGAAUAGCUCUCCAUUGUUUGUUUGUUUUGGAGUAUUGGUUGCUAGGGGGAUUGUUUCUCAUCAUAGAUCUGACUGGAAAACCAAAGUUCAUCCGCAAAUACAAAGUACAGUUAGAUGAAACAGAGAUUCCAGGGGAUAAAUUACGACGUACACUGUGGACUGUUUUCCUGAACCAUACAAUCUACAGUGCUCCUAUCCUUGUCUGUCAUUACUAUGCUGGUGUCUGGAGGGGGUGUGUCUGGUCUGUGGAUGAUCUACCUACCUUACCGACUCUCAUCAUUCAGUUAGUCAUCUUUGCUAUAGUAGAAGAAUUCGGAUUCUACUAUAGCCACAGGAUGCUCCACCUGCCAUUCUUCUACAAACCAAUCCACAAGCAGCAUCACGAAUGGACCGCACCCAUUGGAUUCGUCACAUCCUACGCUCAUCCCUUUGAGAACUUCAUCUCCAACAUGCUCCCAGCUAUCACUAGUUCCCUUCUCAUUGGUUCUCAUCUUCUUACCUAUUAUUUCUGGAUCCUUCAAGGACAAUACAUCUCAAUAGUCCACCACUCUGGAUACCACCUACCUCUUCUCCCGUCUCCUGAGUUCCAUGACUACCACCAUCUCAAAUUCACCAAUAACUAUGGUGUACUAGGCCUCCUGGACUGGUUUCACGGAACAGAUGUUAACUACAAGAAAUCAAAACAAUUCCUGAGACACAAGACCCUUUAUGGAACGACACCAAUCAGCCAACUCAUUCCUGACGAUAAAAAUUGAAACAAGAAACGGAAAUGUCCAAGAGUUUAAUGAGCAGUCUGUUUUAGUAUAAAGUGUAAAUACAAAUAUUCUUUUAAUGGCUAGUUUUUACAAAUUAUGUGGCCCCUAUGUAGAUAAUCUUGUUUUUAAUGAAAGCUUGUUAGAGGUCAACCAUUGUAUAAAAUUAUCUUUAUGGAAUUUCGCCUAUAAUAAACUUCAUUAUUGAUGAUGUCACCCACUCACUAAUUUGUUUUCGUAUUUUGUUAUGAAAUACAGAAUAUUUCAUUGUACGCAUUUGACAUUAAGGAAGCAUCUGUAUAUGAAUCACAAUAGGUUGCAAAAUAGCACAUUUUCAGCGAAAAAUCAAACAUUGUUUUAAAUACAUAACAUGUAUUUUGCUAUUUGAUCAGUGAGAAUCGAUUUAAAUUUAUUUAAGAUAUACUUUGUGACAUAUACAGUAUAUGUCAAUAUUGAAAAUUAAUUUGUUUGUAGUACUAUGAGUUAUUUUUACCUUGUUAAUAAUGAUUUUGUUUGAAAUGUAAACUUUUGCAAUUCGGAUUUUGCCGCAAAGAAGUAUUUUCAAUAAACCAGUUUGAAUUGAAAAAAUGGGUAAAAUAAAGGUAUUUUGUAUUUCAUGUCUUAAAAUACAAAAUAAACAAUAAAUUGGUGAUGAUAUAAAUUUCCCCAAUUGCAUACUGACCAGGAUGUGCCCAUCACUGUUUUGUGAGAACACAAGAGAAACUUUAAAACGUCAUAAUGUAUAUUAUUUUUGCUUAUACAUCCGAUUUUUAUCAAAUUUUCAGCGUUUUAUUGUAUUGUACUGUAUUUAUUUUCCGACAAUUAAAUAUAAUAACAAUGAUAGAUAUAUCUAGAAUUACAAAGAAAUCAUUAUUUAAAAGACGGAGGGAUUGCCCUACUCAGCGUUGAUAACAUAUCAACGGUGUUUUACAUAGGGGUCCCUUACAUAGAUAUACAUUUAUGUAAACAUAAUACAGGAAAGGAAAAACUUAAUUGGCUUACGAUGAAGACGUUGACAAAAUGUGAAAAAGUAAGAAGAAACAUAUUUGCAGUACACAAUAUAAGAAAGUAAGAAUGAGGGAUCUGAACUAAAGUUUACAAGAAGUCUGGAAAAUGUUUUUAAGGCCUUUUUUGAAUGCGUCGAUAUUUUCCAACA